AUGGAAUCCGUACAGGUAAAUAUAAGAAAUUACUGAUACUUUUAGUAUUUAGCAAAAUAUUAAAUGUGGAAGCGAGGAAAUUCCACGGUCAAUGUCGGACAUUCCACGGUCAACUUCGUUAUUAAUUUUUGUCGAUUGACAAUUGCUUUUAAAACGAAGAUAGUACAUGAAUAUUCAUAACUAUUCAGAAUAAUAAAUAAUUUUAUGCAAACUAUUAACAGAAAAGCAACAUUCGAGAAGUCCUCAAUCCUUAUUGAGAGUUGCACGUCUGCCCCUGUGGUUUUGUAUUUAUAUUAUUUAAGUUGGCAUCAAAUAUAUUUGCAGGAAAAUGAAGCACAAUCGUUUCUGACAAAAAACGGUCUUAAAAAUUAUGUUGAGGAAUUGGUGGUAAAAAAUAAGGUAUUUAUAGUGCCACACAUGAGAUGUCGUCAAUUUUAUAUUCUAUACUUUUAUAUAUUAAUUUAAAAUUGUAUUUGUACAUUGUCUGCAUGAUAAAUGUCCUUCUUUGUGGCCAAAUUGUGUGACAGAAAGUGCGGUUUCUCCUAUUAUUUUUCAUGAAUACAAUACUUUAUAAUUUGUACAGUUUGAAACCAUAUCUGAUUUAAAGUUGCUGACCAAUCUGGAAAGUGAUAACAUGUUCAAACAUUUGGGCUUGCCUUUAUGUAUGAUUCUCAAACUAAGGAGUGAACUACAAAAACUUCAUUCUACCUCAGGUUUGUAAUGUAAUUAAAAUUAUAUAAAAAUACUAAUACCAAAAUGGCAUUAGACAGAGUAAAUACUAGAGUAUUUACUUGUGUAUUUCUUGUUAAUGGGUUAAAUAAUACUCAUGAAUUCAUAUAGAUGAUCUUAAAAUUGAAGAACCAAUGGCAUGUGAUGGCACGGCAGUAGUUCCACAUGAGACGUCAGUAGUUCCACAUAACUAUGAGAUCCCAAAAAUGAAGUUGUUGGAGCUCCAAAAAAACAGUGUUGAGGCUCAAUAUGCCAAUGCCCAAUGCAACAAGUUCACCAGCUUUUUAGCAUCAAAAGUGAAAGAGUUUUAUCAAGAAGGAAAG
Paramuricea clavata is the source of this 1052-nucleotide messenger RNA. The record is from the annotation of a GenBank genome assembly. Lineage: Eukaryota; Metazoa; Cnidaria; Anthozoa; Malacalcyonacea; Plexauridae.